AUGUCAAAUGCGAUCAUUACCGAUAUCGCAACAGAAGUUGCAUCAUCGUUGGCAGCUAUCAAGCCAUCCAAAUUAGUUCGUCGCACUGUGUGGAUCAAACUUAUUCUAGCUGUUGUCCCAUCAAUUGCCUUUGGCGUGUUCACAGUUGUUUUUACGCUUCAGCAAAAUGCAUUCGCCGCAGUAGCACGUGAACAAGAUCAGUAUCAAGCAUCGGAGCAACGAAAGCAGGCUAUUUUUGACAACUGUAUUGAUGUCAUUUCUGAAAUCCUACUCAGUCCAAACUUCAAUCGAAGCAAUGUUGAUCAUCUUCAACCGAUUCAAGUGAAAGUUAUUACUGCUCUUCGGCGUCUUGACUCGCCUCAUAAACGAGAUAUAAUAUUUUAUCUAUAUGCAAAUAAACUUAUUCGAGGUGAUUUUCCACUCGAAUUUCGGCUUGAUUUGCGUGGUGCCGACCUUAGUGAAGUAGAAUUUAUGAAAUCGAGUAAAACCCGUUGUAACCUGACUAAUGUGUUUCUACCGGGAAUACUCGCCUCAAACAUUGUGUUUUCCGGAUGUGAACUCGAUGGAUCGAACUUCGAAGGAAGCGUAAUGCAUCGAAGUCAAUUUCGCAAUUGUUCGUUAGGAUUCGCUCAAUUCUUACAUGUCAAUCUUGAACAAGCCACAUUUCAAGAGAAUCUGUAUUGGAAAACUAAUUUUUUUGGUUCAUCAUUGGUACAAUCAUCUUUCGUGGGUUCGAACGUAUUGUACUUCGUAAAUUUCGAAAAUGUAGAUCUUUUUGGUAGUGACAUAAAAGCAGACCAACUGUUUGGUAUGCAUUUGUUAAAUACUACCAAUGUGUUACUUAACGCUCGCCUUCCGAAUGGGUCUUUCAUGGUCCAUUCAUCACAACUGAUCAAGGAUGGUGGAGCUGAACAAGAGGUAAAAAUGAGCAGAAGAAAAGAAUAA
Rotaria sp. Silwood2 is the source of this 945-nucleotide messenger RNA. NCBI's taxonomy places the organism in Eukaryota, Metazoa, Rotifera, Eurotatoria, Philodinida, Philodinidae. The record is from the annotation of a GenBank genome assembly.